Brienomyrus brachyistius is the source of this 7171-nucleotide messenger RNA. It is a transcript of the gene igsf9ba, whose product is annotated as immunoglobulin superfamily, member 9Ba. Gene Ontology annotation, biological process: cell-cell adhesion. Bases 606 to 4313 code for a protein of 1235 amino acids. Gene Ontology annotation, molecular function: protein binding. The record is from RefSeq and is a predicted model, not a curated record. NCBI's taxonomy places the organism in Eukaryota, Metazoa, Chordata, Actinopteri, Osteoglossiformes, Mormyridae. The transcript has 18 exons.
GCGCUUGCGGUGCGAACAUAAAUAUGGGCACAACCGAAAAGUUAAAUGUCGUUUAUAAACGGGAAGACUGCGUUGCCAAAACGUCUCCACGAACGCAAACGAGUUAAUAUGCAUCGCGGCACUACGACAGUUAUCGGACGAGCAGCUGACUGCCAGCGGUCGGCCACCGUCGUGGUCCUGCGUCGCAAACCCGCUCGAGCCGCAGCUAAGGCGCCGAUCCGACUCUUCGCUAUUGCGCAUGAUACUGCGGCUCUCGAGGCUGCCCCAUCCUCAACUGAUCUUGAAUCAGAACAGCCUCGGAGCCGGCGACCACGCCCCCGAUUCUCACCUGCCGACCAAUGGGCGUGUAGCGGAGGCGGACCUAGUCGCUAAAUACUCAUGCAUGGUUUUAGUGGGAUUUGCCAACAGCUGCGCGGCCGCUUUCGGGACGUUCCGGUGUAAGUGCUCCGCUACGGAGAGAGCGUACGGAUAGGAGGGGAUGGUGACAGGGCACGAGUGAAAGGGUGCCACCGGGAUCCAUGGCCGAAGAGGCUCGGCAAUGAAAUAUCUGUAGAACGGGACACUUUAAGAUAUGAAGAGGUUUCUUGCGGGUUGGCAAUAGUACUAUGAUUUGGUAUGUGGUCGUUUUGAUAGCGUGUGUAUUCAGCGCCGAAGGAUCGUCUAAACAAGGUCCCCGCAAAGCAAGAGAGGAGCCUCGGUUUGUGACAGCGCGUGCUGGUGAGAGCGUGGUGCUGGGAUGUGACGUGUCCUGGCCCCUGAGUGGCCCACAGCCUGCCUAUGUGGUGGAGUGGUUCCGGUCCGGCGUGCCUAUGCCCUUCUUCAUCAGUUUCCGCUUCUACCCGCCGCAUGUGGACCCAGAGUAUGCUGGUAGAGUCACACUCCAGGGGAAGGCCUCGCUGCGGAUCGAGCAGGUGCGCUCUGCAGACCAGGGCUGGUACGAGUGCAGGGUCCUGGUGCUGGAGCAGCAGACAGAUCCAUUCCAAAAUGGCAGUUGGGUACACCUUACUGUCAAAGCCCCGCCCACAUUCACAGGUACACCCCCACAGUAUGUGGAGGCCAGGGAAGGUGGCAGCGUGACCCUGAGCUGUGCCGCUGUGGGGAAUCCCAAGCCCGUGGUGAGCUGGCAGAGGGAGGGCAAGCGGCUCGGAGACAGUGAUAAGUACCAGGUGACCGACGGGCAGCUGACGGUCGUGUCGCUCCUGCGGGAGGACGGCGGUGUCUACGCUUGCCACGCCCACAGCCCUCAGGGGGAGGCCGUUCACUCCACCCACCUCCUCAUUCAAGGGUCACCAUUUAUUGUUACACCACCCAAGAACAUAACUGUAAACAUAUCUCAAAACGCAUUCUUCACCUGCCAAGCAGAGGCAUACCCUGCAAACCUGACCUACACCUGGUACUGGGAGGAGGACAACGUCUACUUCAAGAACGACCUGAAGCUGCGGGUGCGAAUCCUGAUUGACGGGACCCUCAUCAUCUUUCGAGUGAAGCCGGAGGACACUGGGAAAUAUACCUGCAGUCCCAGCAACAGCUUAGGCCUGUCGCCCACAGCUUCGGCACACCUCAUCGUCCAGUAUCCGGCCCGAGUGGUUAACAUGCCCACUGUAAUCUACGUCCCGAAGAGGAUGACGGGUUACAUCCGCUGUCCCACGGACGCCAGCCCUCCGGUGACAUGGGUGAAGUGGGAAAAGGACGGUUUUCCUCUGAGGAUAGAGAAGCACCCAGGAUGGAGUUUAACAGACGACGGAAGUAUCCGUGUCACGGAGGUGACAGAGGAGUCAGUGGGCACCUACACCUGCAUGCCUUACAACAUCCUGGGUACCACCGGAAGGUCACUCCCCGCUAAACUGAUACUAAAGGAUCCGCCGUACUUCAGUGUGAGGCCCGGCCCAGAGUACAGACAGGAUGCUGGGAAGCAACUGCUUAUCCCCUGUGCUGCUUCUGGAGACCCGGAGGUCCCAGCAAUCACAUGGAGAAAGGUAGGAAAGCCAAGCGUGAGCAAACACAGCGUCCUGCCCAACGGCAGCCUGCAGUUCCACUCCGUCAGCAAGGACGACCAUGGCGAGUGGGAGUGCGUGGCCACCAACGUCGUCACCAGCAUCACAGCCAGCACUCAUCUCUUGGUGGCUGGCACGAGUCCGCACUCCCCAGUCAAUCUCCGUGUGUCUCCUGCCAUGACCUCAGCCAAUGUAUCCUGGGAGCCGGGCUAUGACGGUGGAUUCGAGCAGACAUUUUCAGUCUGGUACGGCCCCGUGGUGAAGAAGGCACGGCUGGGGCCACACGACUGGCAGUCCACUCCGGCUGGGCCCCACACCUCGCUGCUCAUUCAGGGUUUGGAGCCCCACAUGUCCUACCAGUUCAGCGUGCUGGCCCUAAACAAGCUGGGCACCGGUCCCUUUAGCGAGGUUGUCACUGCCACCACGCUGGCCUUCCCUAAGACUACCCCGGAACCACUGGUGCUACUGACUCCACCCAGGUGCCUCAUAGCCAAUCGGACGCAGCAAGGAAUUCUGCUGGCCUGGCUCCCUCCGGCCAAUCACACGUCACCGAUCGAGCGCUACAUCAUGGAGCUCCGCCUCGGAGAUCGGUGGGAAGUCCUGGACGAAGCGAUCCCGGCCGGGGUGACAGAGCUGCUGGCGAGAGACCUAGUCCAGGAGACGUGGUACGAGUUCCGAGUCAUGGCCGUCAUGGAAGACCUCAUCAGUGAAAGCAGUAAUGUAGUGGGAGUUUCAAGUACAGAAAUAGUCUUACCUCCAGAAGUAGCCGAGGAGGGACUUGCCCGCCCCGUAGUGGCAGGUGUGGUGGCCACACUCUGCUUCCUGGCUGCCGCGGUUCUCUUCAGCACCCUGGCGGCCUUCUUUGUCAACAAACAGCGGCGGCAGAAGCUGAAACGCAAGCCAGAUCCCCCUCUGUCUAUUACACACUGCAGAAAAAGUGUGGAGACUGCCUCUUCCUCGGGGAAAGCGAGUCCUGAAAGCCCGCGGUCUGUGGGCCCUCCGGCUGCCAAAGAAGGCCCCGCGGAGCGGGAGGUGAGCAAGCCAGCCGCGGCGGCCAAGCCCGAGUCCGCCCUACCCAUCGAGCUGAUCAGCCGCGGGCCGGACGGCCGCUUUGUCAUGGAGCCACCCUUCCAACCGGGACGCAUCCAGGGCUUCCCCUUUGUGGAGGAGUCGGACCAGUAUCCGGAGUUCCGCCAGUCGGAUGAGGAGAACGAUGACCCGCCCCCCAUGCCCUCCGCGGUGACCAUGCUCAGGCUCUCACCCGUGUCAUCCAGCCAGGAGUCCUACGGGCAGCCCCCCGCCUACAGCCCCCACCCCCAAAGCCCCAUGACCGGCGUGAGCCUCAUCGAGAGCCCAGCGCAGAAUGGAGGAGGUCUCCAUCCCAUAACCCUGCCCCAAGGCCCGUACCGUGCCUACACAAGCAGGCCCGGAGCCCUGGAGCUCCCGUCGUCCUUCUACAUGCCGGAGAGCAGCCCGGGCAGUUCCACUAUGUCUUCACCUCCCCUGCUUCACGAGGCACGUUUCAUCCAGCCCGGCCUUUUAGAGGAGAGAUUCGUGGGUGAGAUCCAGCACUUCGGUCCCCGCAGCAGUCCCCUCCUCCCUUUUGCUCCUCUCUCGGGACCCCAGUUGUUCUUCCCUCCUCACCAACAUUUCCGCCUGUGUCCGGAGCUCCCGGAACCGUCGCUGCCUGUACCCCACAUCACUCCACCGGAACAUCUGCAGCCCUCCUUCUUCCAGGUGCCUUCAUUCCCGGGGCCCAUGCUGCUGGAGGCUCCCGUCGGCCCCCAGGUCCAGUCCCCCAGCAGGGCACUGCGUUCGAUUGCUCAAGAGGCCCGUGUGCCGGGUCAGCUGAGACACACCAGCAACGGAAUGGGCGUGCUGGUACUGCCUUCUCCCGCCCCGCAGCUGGCGGUUGACCUUCCCUGGUGGUCGGCAGCCCGACCUCAGCUCAGCCCCAGGGCGAUGCGGCGUGCUGACGUGACCCUGGGUCAGGUGCUCUUGCGGCCCUCGUGCCUCUCCCCGCUCACUCAGAGCCCCUCCAAGUCCCACCAAGCCCCCCCGGAGAGUUUCGUCCGCCCUCGACCCCGGCCAGCCCUGGCCCUCCUUCCCAUAAGGCCCGAGCUGGGGACGGUUGCUUUGCCCCCUCCCACAAGCGAAUCUCCCACUCCCCCACGAGCCACCCCAACUUGCCAAGCCUCUAUGGUGUUAGGAACAAGCUGCCCACCCCAAUCCCCAUCCCUUCCAAAAGAUGGCAGCGAGACAUUUGAACAGAUGGCGUCCCAGAGAAGGACAGAUGAAGAAGGCCAGUCAUCAAAAUAAUCUCACCUUCUGCAUUCAGAUUCAGGGUAGGAAGUCAUCGCUUUCAGCUUCAAGAUAGGCAAUACUUCUCUGUCGGCCAAUAUAUGCAAACAGUCCUCAUUUCUGUAGUAUAUCAACUGAUAUCAUCAACCAUUAUGGAAUAAACCCUCACAGAGAAUAUUGGCUGCUAGGUCCAAUUUCUCUGUACAGCCACAAGGGGGCGACAACCAAUUUCUAGUGCUCUUUGUUUCCAUGCCUGGUGUGACCUUCUGUCAGUGAGCUGCCAAGCUGCCCUUUGUGGACUGGAAGACGGAGUCAGUCAGGCACAUGCCCCAAAAUUGGCCACUUACUUGACCAUACUCCCUCAUCUCCAUUUAAAGUGUGACGAUUUUUCUUUCUUUUUUUUUAAUCACCAUGUAAGACACCCUGUAGAACAGGAGCAUUAAUUUUGAGGUAAACCCCUUUUUAGAAUAUAUUCUUAAUCACAUGACCAGUUCAGUUUGGUCACAUGACCAAACCUGUCAUGUGUUACGGAUACAUUUACUGUGUUCAUUGCUAUCUGAUGGUUAUGAUUUUCUUCAUUUCUGUGUCACCAAGAAAACACCAUGUGCAUCACAGGUAACUUCAGGUGGGCUUGCAGGUACAAGACAAUUAAGAUCCAGGAGCUCUAGGCUUCUCAGGUCCUCCAACUCGAAGAAACUCUACCUCUGCUAGACAGAGAAGGCCAGCCAUGCACAGUCCAUAGAUCUGCUUCCCAUUCCUGCUCUACCAACAGCAGACCUGGGAGCAGGCGUCCGCCAAGGACACCAAGUCAAUGUGAUUGCCUCCAAUGGUACGACCCAACAAACAGGCUGGCCGAAUAAAUAUGGCUGCUUCCCCUCAGACUGGCCAACAAACUUUGUGCUUGAGUCAAAAUUGCUACAUUAUCCUCCCUCAACAAGACCAACUUGCCCGUUUUCCUCCAUAACCAUUGAUCCAACAUGAAUGUCUCCAUUAAUACUGCCCGACCAUCAUGAAAUCCCCCUGGCUCCCAACAAAGUUAAUGAUUUUCCCAACCUGUGUAAAGUCUUACUCCAAUGCAGAGUUUCCGCUGCUUUGCUCCCUACAGUAUAUUGUCAACUGGAUUCUGUCCUACCUCACAGUGCCAAAGAGUCAUACAGUCAUAAGUCACAGAAUCACGUUAUCUCUAAUAUGCUUCCUCGCGUAAAAUUAACUGAAAACGAAGAAAACUUUAGCUGUUAUUUGAAUUCAUGUGAAUGAUAAAUAGGACGUUCCUACAUGUCCUGUUGAAUGAUUUCACAUUAUGCCUAAAUCCAUGCCAAGAGCUUGACACCAUGAAAGGAGUUGUGAUUAUUUACUGCACCUGAGAACAAAAAAAUAUUCAUGAUUAUCUGCCGGACCAGUGGCUUCUUGUUCCUGACACUAAAGGCAUGACAUGGAUGGAGUGGUUUGUGUACGGAAUGUCAAAGCACAACAUAACACAUAAAAAAACACAUCAUGCUUUAAUAGUAACUUCUCCUUGUUCUGGGUGGCAAACCAAUGUGGUAUCUUAGCUACUAACUAUAGUCAUGUUCAUGCUGACAGACAACUGCGUUUCUUACUGUUAACUUUGUACAAAAUUAGUAUUGUCUGUCUUGCUUAUUUAUGAUCGGAAGUUCUUCUCUUUAGAUGCGUUGGAAUAACUCGUUGUGUGCUGGGCCCGUAGAACAUGGGAACGAUGGUCACUACCCUGGAUGUGGAACUCGUGUAUAGUUUACAGGCGGAGGAACAUUGCAAUAGGAAUGCCAGAGAUCUUCCAUUCUAUAAUAUCACAGCUGGUCAGGAAUACUCCCUAUCGUAGGACCCUGUGGCUGGGAGUCCACUGCUUGGUUCACAGGCUUUUUGCUUUCCUUCGAUGGAAAAUCUAGAGGCACCUUUUAGAAUUUACUCGUAUCACUUUUCCACUUCUUUCGAUGCAUUCAUUUUAAUUAAAUUGCAGCAUAAGCGAUGUUUCCCUGGAGAAAUAACUUCAUCAGGAUUCAAGCUUGGCGCAGGUGCUCCGAACAAUUGUACACUUGGAAACUCGCAGUGUUUAGAGGUAAAUAUUUCCACAUCCGGCGGUUUUAUUUUGUACUGAAUGCUUUUGUUAUUGUAUUACUGUUUCUUUUGAAUGAGUCCCAGUCAUCCCAUUAAAUGAUGCUUCCUGGGUGUCAACUACCCUCCCCUCCCCAAUACUGACACAAUUGUUACGGAUGAAAAAAUUUAAUAGAUUGUUUAUUCGGCCUGACAAACCUUAUUGAACUUGGAUGGCAUUUUCUUGGCUGAAGUGGUGCUGUGGACAGAACUUGGUGCUACGUCUUUUUAAGCCUCCCAUGGUGCUCUAUCUGAAUGGAAAAUGGACCAGCAGAGCAACGCCGAACAGAGUGAGGAGGUACUACCACUGUCCCAGUGGUGACGUGCUUCGUACAGUGAUACAGUGACAAUACAGAAAUCGAAUUGAUGAAAUCAGAAUUGGAUGACCGAUUGUAUUGUUGUACUUUGAUUCUGAAACACUGUUCGCUCUUUUGUGUAACACUUGUGCUGCUUCUUCCUCUUUUGGAAAUCGGGACAAUCACAAAUGGGUUUUCUUUCAAUCACUCGUGUUUUUUUGCGUUUUGUUUCCGUCACUCCAAAUUUUCUGCUAUUGGUCCCUGUCAGUCAGAAUUCAAAUUAGAAGUGUAGUAAGAAAAGUAUGUUAACGCUCAUGCUAAAACUGAAAGUAAAUGCACUGUUGUGUGUGCUUCAAACAGCAUGUUUUCAUAAUGCUUACCUUGAGUAUUAUUUUAAUGUCUUCUGUGAUGGCGCUAAUGUAUUAACGAUAAACUUAUGAAAUAUUCAUAUUAAAUGCCAUGUUCCACGUG